Etheostoma cragini (Arkansas darter) is the source of this 2513-nucleotide messenger RNA. Its product is annotated as divergent protein kinase domain 1A-like. The record is from RefSeq and is a predicted model, not a curated record. The transcript is spliced from 5 exons. Bases 324 to 1610 code for a protein of 428 amino acids. NCBI's taxonomy places the organism in Eukaryota, Metazoa, Chordata, Actinopteri, Perciformes, Percidae.
AGCACGCCUGUAGUCAGCAGACUACCUAAUCUAUGUUUUUACACUGAGGUAACAAACUGUUACCCAUUCUCGUUCUGUAAUUGGUCAAAACGCUCCAGAAGUGAUCAAACCAAUAUGAGCCUCACUUCGCUGCAGCCGACGGCACAACUCCAUCUGCCGCGUCGCCGCGUCCACACUCACGGUGCUGCCGACUGAAUUAGUUAUGUUUAAGCCUGUAUUUGAAACAUUUCCAGUGUUAGUCCAAAAGGCGUUGCCUGGUACCGUGUGAAGUGUACGCCGAAUUUCUUCCUUCAACAGCUUUUGUGAGAUGUUCUUCAUUUACCAUGGCAAGGGGUCUGUUUCCAUGGGGGUUGUUUAGAAAGCGUCUGUUCGUCCAGGCCAAAUUUUCCUACCUACACAUGAAGUACUUCUUUUUUUCCUGGCUGGCAGUGUUUGUGGGGAGCUGGAUAGUUUACGUUGAGUAUUCGUCCUACACAGAGCUGUGUCGUGGGCAAGACUGCAAAAAUUCAAUAUGUGAAAAAUACAGGAAAGGAGUCAUUGAUGGCUCGGCCUGCAGCAGCCUUUGCAAGAAAGACACACUUUACCUGGGGAAGUGCUUCACUGCCAAGCCUAACAGCCAGGUGUAUUCUGGAAGCUGGGGAGACCUGGAGGGAGUCAUUAAGUGCCAGAUGGAGGAGCCUCCUCAUUAUGAUUUGGGAAGCGAGAUGGAGCCCAGGAAGGAGGCUGUGGCCUUCAACAAGCCCACCAAGGGGACCUCUGUGGAAAGGUUUAGAGAGAUGAUCCUCAACCACCUAAAGGCUAAAGUGGGGGAUCAGCCCAACCUUGCUGACCUGGCAACCCAAGUAUUGUCUAUAACCGAUGCCAAUAAAGAUGGUCAUAUCUCACUGCCUGAGGCUCGCUCCACCUGGGCACUGCUGCAGCUCAAUGAAUUCCUGUUAGCAUUAGUCCUGCAAGACAGAGAGCACACACCCAAGUUACUGGGCUUCUGUGGAGACUUGUAUGUGAUGGAGAAGGUGCCAUAUUCUCCACUGUACGGGAUCAAUCUACCCUGGAUCAUCGAGGUGUGGAUUCCUGCUGGUCUGCGCCACAGCAUGGACCAAUGGUUCACCCCCUCCUGGCCACACAAGGCCAAGAUCUCCAUUGGACUCUUGGAACUGGUCGAGGAUGUUUUCCAUGGCACUUUCGGCAGCUUCCUCAUGUGCGAUGUGAGUGCCACAAGUUUUGGCUACAAUGAUCGGCAUGACCUGAAAGUGAUGGAUGCACGAUACAUUGUUCCUGAAGCCAUUUUCCAAGAAAACAUGAGACAGAAACGCUGCGAUGUGGACGAGGAUUGUCUUUACGGUGCCGACUGCCUUACUUCCUGUGACCUCACUAAGCACCGUUGCACACCCGAGGUCACCAGGCCAAAUUUAGCCAAAAGUUGUGAGGCACUCAUGGACUACAUUCUGAGAGGUGCCCCAUCUGAUAUUAGGGAGGAGCUGGAUAAGCAGCUGUAUGCUUGCAUUGCACUGAAAGGUUCAGCGGAACAGAUGGAAAUUGAGCACUCACUUAUUCUAAACAAUGUCAAGACUUUGCUAUGGAAGAAAAUUUCUCACACAAAAGAUUCCUAAUAAAUGACAAGCUUUCAGAAGCACAAAGAUUACUUUUUUAAAUUAGUCUUAACAAGCAUAUGAUUCCCCUUACCUUCAUCUCAAAUGUGUAUUUAUCUGGAAGACAAAAGGAUUCACAAGGAUCCAACAGAUGUUUAGAGUAACAUAAAACUGCUUUAAAAAAAAAAAAAAAAAAAAGGUCAUUUAAUAGUCAUUGUUAUAUUAAAACACUUCAAAAAAGGGACAGAAACCAAAAGCCAUCUUUGUUAGUCUGUCCAUGAUCCAACAGUCACCACCCUGGUUUGCUUGAAAUAAAACCUGAAUUUAUACAUUUACAUAACCAACACAUCAAAGUAUUUAAAAUAGGGUCUGCAGUUUGGCACUGCCGAUUUCGUUUAACUAAGAUUUUUCUCUUUUACGGAAAGGUGUCUCUGUACGGGUCCUUUCCAUAAUGUCAGACGCCCAGCUUCCUCACUCAGUACUGGAUCAUUUAAUUCUUUGGUUUACAUUGGUCACCAAAGCAUGUCAAACCAAAUCGAGUCCAGGUGGAAAAAUACCACUAUUACCCUUCAACUUUGAUUUACCUUAACGCUCUGAUUCAACUUCCUCAGACAAAUGAAGUUUGUUUAGAAGGGAUGUUUGCAGAAAUUAUUUCACUGCACAAGUAAUUUUUUAUGAUAAUCAAAUCAGCCUAUAGACAAUUUUAACUAUUGAGGUUUAACUACACAAAACUACUCUAUAAAAAUCCUAAAGGUUAAAUAAUUGAAGGUGAUAAAGAGACAAUGCCAAAGGAAACAUUAAGUACAAUAUAUGAAUAAGUACUCAAGGAAAUUACUCUUUUUCAAUAGAUUUAUUAGAACAAAUUUCCACAGGGAGCAGCACCUCAAUCGGCAUCCUCCUGUUCCUGAGCCCGGAGGAAGCUGG